Molecule: messenger RNA, 2166 nt
Organism: Clonostachys solani
Lineage: Eukaryota; Fungi; Ascomycota; Sordariomycetes; Hypocreales; Bionectriaceae
Source: the annotation of a GenBank genome assembly
AUGUCAAAAAUUGAUCGAUGGAUCAAAAGAGAACGAGCUACUCUUGGAGAUGAGGUCUUCAACUCCGACCUUACAGAAUCGGAUGACUGCGCCCAUCAUGAUGUUGAAUACGAGACCGACACCGAGCUUGAUGAGGGCGACGAAACCCAUCGCGCCAUCGACGAUGUUCAUUACCCGACCGUACCUAUGGAGCCAUUGUCUUCUUGGCCACCGCGCCCAUGUGCAUGCCGAGUGCCAAAAUUCAAAUUCACUGAAUACUUACACGGCGGCGGCCGGUCUGAUCAUUUUGUCAACGGAGAUUCUACAGAUUGUUGCCCUACCUGUGACGAAACUUGUGAAUCUCCAACUACCUUCGAAGUUUCUGUGGCAGGAGGCAAGCAAAAGAUCAAGAUUUUAAGCCCUACUCUCACUUCAGAGCUUGAGACUUGUUUACCAGCGACUCUCCGACCAGUGGACGGAUGCCAUUUACAUCUUGCUGGAGCAGACAUUGCAACUUAUCGCCAAAUCUUUACCGUUCACCUUAACGUUCUACGGUCUGCUACGUGGCGGGAUCCUCUGAAAACCAAAUCAUUCAAUGAGAUGGAUCUUUUCAUACAUAAAUUCCUCAACGAUGCAAAGUUCUUCCCACACUAUGAUUGCGGCGAUGAUUUCCUCACGGAAGAGAUAGAAACACUCAAGGAUGCAGAGUUCGUCCCACGCUAUGAUUGCAGCGAUGACUUUCUCGCGAAAGAGAUAGAAAACCUCAAUCACGCGUUUCUGGCGACUGAUAAAAGCGAGCCCCCGGAAUCUCCAUAUAAGGCAUACUUUGAGGAGCAAACCGAAAAUACUUGGGACGAAGUAUUCCAUUCUGAUUCGUCUUUAGACGAUCAAUGCCACACACAUCUGAGCCACGGCCACAACGAAUCAGGAGUAACUGAAAUUGUCUCCACGGUCAGUGAACCAGGCAUCUUAUCCAUGGUAACAGAUGCAUUGACGAAUGGUGAUAUGCCUUUCAGUAAGGAUGAUGACAUCCCCAUAGAUACUCAUGACUCCAAUGAGCCUGCAUCGCCGCUGGGCAGUGAAUUGGCCAAAGUAUCCUUCGAAAAACUUCAGGAAGCAAUGAGGAAUAGCAGUAUGCAUCUAUUUGAGCAGCCCCUAGAAAGUGGAGCCCGCAAAAACAAUCAUUCUACGAAAGGCGAUUCUCCACUGGCCAUCGCUUUACCCUAUGGGCAUGAGGAGAUCUUUCAGAUGGAUCAUGGGGCUACGGCUAAUCCAAUGUUUGGUCAAGGUGGCCUCACAAGCAGACGCCCGCGAGUCUUCUCUAAAUCGUGUGUUAAUGCCCUGAACAAACCGGUUGAGGAUAUAACAGAAGAAUGCUCCUGGCGGUAUGAGUAUGCGCCGGAAGCAAUGGAAGAGAUAACCAACGACAUGAACAUUUCAUCUCAACAAGGGGGUUCGGAGCGACUUCGGACUUUCCGAUUAAACUUCAUCAUUGAAUACCGAAGAAUGAUCAAAGCCUCGAGAAGAUCGACUACAAAUUUUAAGAGGGUGUUUCGGAGAUUACCCAAUUACAAAAACGCCUGGCAUCGUGGAAUCGAAUUCUUUCGAGGCUUGUCCAAUCUCGAACUUGAGCCAUCCCUUGAAAGUACUCUAUCAUUGAUGUGCAUCGCACGAGCAAUCGUAGAGUCUAUCUGUGACGAUCAUGCUCACAUGCGAGAUGAAUUUGUACAUGAUUUAUCGCGGUGGGAACACAGCUUUUCCAACCAUGCUGAUCUGCUAAGCUACCAAGAGGCAGUGAAGCUAAUCUGGAAUAUAUCAUUGGAGGGUGGUUGGGAGCCAAACAACCCAGAAUCUUUCAGGCAGUUCAUGUUGAAUCUCAGGGAUAGGGCGGCAAACCUGAUUCUCCUUGCCAAUGAGGACUUUGGGAUCGUCGGUUCAUGUUCGAGCCCAGUUCAGGGAUGUCAGAACAACGAUUUCCGAAGCGCAAACGCAUUCAGCCCGGAGCGCCUUGACUACAUUCUUGCUCCUCAUAUUGCCGAAAUCAACCAAAGGUCGAGAUAUCAUCCCAAGUUCAAGCCAGGUAUAGUGAACUUAGUGACAAGUGCUAUAUUUGCUCUUGUCGUGUACUUUUUCGCAGACCCGAUGCUUAUUUCGAGACCUUCAAGUCCAUUUCAAGACAUUUUCUAA